GGGGGCGUGGUGGCCUAGUCCCCCACGUGGCUUUGAUAAUAAUGGCAGUAGACCUUGGAGGAUUGGGAGCAUUUCUGGACACCUCGGGCUCCAAAAAGCCUAAGAAAUCCAAAAAGAAGUUGCAGCUGCGUGGCAAGGAGUCAGCUGAGAGUGAUGGAGAUGAGAUACUGUAUGAUGCGCAUGCUUCCUCGCUCUACAAAGAUGAGGUAGAGGAGAGGCUGGAAUCACUCGUAUUCGGCACUCAACCAUUUGUUGGGGCCACUGAGGAUGGGUCUGAUUCUGAACAGGGCGAGCCAGAUGCUGGGGAUCGGGAAGGGAAGCCUUCGCAGUUGCAGAAAGCUUGGCAUGAUGAAGACGAUGAUAAUAUAAAUGUGGACGUUGUUUCAAAUAAGAGGCUGAGAAAAUUGCGGAGAAGUGAGAGCGAGAAAACUCUGUCCGGAGUGGUAUAUAACCAGCGACUAAGAUCACAAUUUGAGAAGUUGCUAGGGCAGCCAGACUGGGCAGCUGUCGACUCUGGGCAGAAGAGAAAGCGUCGACGUCAUGCUGACAGCUCUGAUUCAGAAUCUGAUGAAGAAGAUCAACAGUUACUACAAAAGACAGGCAACCUUCUCUCCAGCUCUGUCGAGAGACUGCCUAAAGAUAUAAUCGCUGUGAGCAGACUCAAGGAUGCCAAUCACACAAAGAGGGCUCAGUCAGUUGUGAGGGCAGUGGAGUUUCACCCGACAGCUGAUGUUCUCCUCACUGCUGGUUUCCACAAGACCUUGGAUUUAUUCCAGGUGGAUGGUCAGGUCAACCCCACCCUCCAGAGUGUCCACUUGGAGCGGUUUCCCAUCACCACUGCACACUUCACUAAGGACGGUAGAGAAGUGGUGAUUGCAGGACAGAGGAAGAGCUUCUUUGUGUAUGACAUGGUGGCCGGCAAGAUUACACACAUUCCUGGAAUUAGAGGUAGAGAAGAGAGGUACUUUGACAAGUUUGUUGUCUCCCCUGACAACCAGCUGCUGGUUUUCCUUGGCAAAGACGGCUACAUGCCUCUUGUCUCCAACAAGACUAAACAAUGGAUAGGAGACCUGAAAAUGAAUGGGAGAGUGUGCGAUGUGGCCUUUACCCCAGACAGUCAACAUUUACUCUCCUCAGGAAGUGACGGCAAAGUGUAUGUGUGGGACAUGUCUACUCGAGACUGCGUUCAUUCCUUCACAGAUGAGGGUUGUCUGACGGGCACAAAGCUGGCCGUCUCUCCCAACAGCCAGUACAUUGCCUGUGGCUCUGACAGUGGAGUGGUGAACUUGUAUGAGAGUGAGCAGUGCCUGAGAAGUGGCUUCCCCAAACCCCUCAGGGCGGUCUCUAAUCUCACCACCUCAAUAGACCACCUGUGCUUCAACUCAACAAGUGAGAUGCUUGCUACUGCCUCCCAAAAGAAGAAAGAUUCCCUGAGGCUGGUGCAUAUGCCAUCUCUGUCUGUGUUUUCCAACUGGCCCACUCGCAAGACACCAUUCAGCUAUGUGUCUGCAUUUGACCUCUCACCCCAGAGUCGCUACCUCGCUAUCGGUAACGACAAAGGAAAGGUCCUCUUGUAUAGAUUGAAUCAUUACCAUGCUGGGAAAAUGCUGUAAUGCUGACCUCAGAACUAUUAGUAAACAACCACAUGGACACAAUGUACCACUAUAUUAUAUAGCCCAUUGUUAUCAUGUACAUGUGUAUCACAUGCUUCUUUGUCUAUGGGAAUUAUGUGAUUUGGUCA
Messenger RNA from Halichondria panicea, 1741 nucleotides. Its product is annotated as U3 small nucleolar RNA-associated protein 18 homolog. Bases 42 to 1613 code for a protein of 523 amino acids. The record is from RefSeq and is a predicted model, not a curated record. Gene Ontology annotation, biological process: rRNA processing. Gene Ontology annotation, molecular function: protein binding. Lineage: Eukaryota; Metazoa; Porifera; Demospongiae; Suberitida; Halichondriidae. Gene Ontology annotation, cellular component: Pwp2p-containing subcomplex of 90S preribosome; small-subunit processome. The transcript is spliced from 11 exons.